AUGAGAGCACCAGGCGUAUCUGGCGUUGACUCCUACUCAGCCUUAUGCAUUGCAGCAAAGAGUGAGGAGCGUAGGCUCCAGGAAUUGAGGAAGAGGCAACAGUAUCAGAAGCCACCCCCCAAGACCUUCCCAGCUAGAGGAUACGGGUUUACCAACACCUUCAAUGAGAAGAGACGUGAUGGUAAGAGCGACAAGCAUACCUGUUUUGUAUGUGAUCAACCCGGUCAUUUUGCCAACAACUGCCCCUCUAGACGCACAGAGAGCCGAGGUAGAAAUCUACUGGGCAGCCAGAAAUCAGCCCCGAUGCAGACUAUAAGUGGGUUAGAACCUGAGGCAUCUGAUAGGAUGGAGGACAUGUUAGAAAUGCUUCUCUCUGACUCGGACGGAGAACAGGUUCAACUGGUACAGGUGCGAGACAAGGGUAGUAGUGCUAAAGGAGCCACAGUCCAGAUUCAAGGAGUCCCAGCAGUAGGUGUGCUAGAUAGUGGCUCCGACCUAACCAUUAUAGGGGCUGAGUUGUUCACGAAAGUAGCACUAGCAGCACGUCUACAUAAACGAGAUUUUAAAAAGGCUGAUAAGAUCCCUAGAACCUAUGACCAGAGAACCUUCUCAUUGGACGGACGUCUAGAUCUAGACAUAGAGUUUGCGGGAAAGAGCAUGAACACCCCAGUGUACGUUAGGAAGGAAGCACAAGACCAGCUUCUCCUUUCUGAAGGUGUAUGUAGACAGUUAGGUCUUAUCACCUACCAUGCAAGAGUAGAGCCUUUUAGACAACUACUUAAGGACCCCCACGGUAGCAGUACUGACGAGAGAGUAGCACAAGUACCCAUUGUUAGAGUACACCUAGUACAGUCAGUCAAUAUGCUGCCGCACCAGAGCCUUGUUGUUCCGGUCCAGACGGAUGCACAUUACGGUAGUGAAUAUGUGUUACUGGUAGAGUCCUCUAAUGAGCUCAGAGAAACCACUGGAGUUCACGUAGAAGACGCCCUAAUCAACACUUCUUGCGACGGUUUAGCCUAUCUUAUUCUGUCUAAUCCUAGUGGUGUAUCUUGUCAGAUAGAGGUGAAUGCAUGUCUUGGAGUCGUACAGCAAGUUGCGCUGGUUGACCCAGACAUGGAGAAACUGGAUGGCCCCUCUGUAAGCCGAGUAGAGGGUCACCAUCCAGCAGAACACGACAACGCUGGCCCGAGGAAGCAGAAACUAUUAGCUAUCAUAAAGAAGCCGGAAAUCCUGAAUGAGCAACAGUCGACUGAGUUUGAGACAUUCCUGACCCAACAUCAUGAUGUCUUUAGCUUAGAAGAUGGGGAAAGAGGCAAGACCAGUCUGACCGAGAUGACAAUCCUGACCGGAGACUCCCCACCACAGAGAGUACCAGCACGGAGGAUGCCAUUAGCAGUUCGUCGAGAGGUGGCCACGCAACUGAGAAAUAUACAGAAGACAGGGGUAGUACGUCCAUCAGCCAGUGCAUGGUCAAGCCCGGUAGUAAUGGUCAAAAAGAAGGAUGGGACGCAGCGCUUUUGCGUAGACUACCGUGCACUAAACGCAGUAACAAAAGCAGACACCUUUCCACUCCCUCGCAUUGACGACCUGCUGGACCAGUUGGGCAACUCCAGGUUUUUCACAACACUAGAUUUAGCCAGCGGAUAUUGGCAAAUCAGGCUCUCCCAGAGCUCCCGAGAGAAGACAGCCUUCGCUGUCCCACACGGGCUAUUUGAGUUCCAAGUGAUGCCCUUCGGGCUCACAAAUGCCCCAGCGGUCUUCCAAAGGCUGAUGCAGCAAGUACUGGCAGGAUUGAAUCCUGAGCAAGGCCCUGAUUUUGUAAAAGUCUACAUCGACGACAUAUUGGUAUUCUCCCCGUCGCUAGCUGAUCACUUAGAUCACUUGCAACAGGUGUUAGGGCGCAUUAGGAAUGCCGGGCUGAAGCUAAAGCCCAGCAAGUGCCAUUUCAUUGCUAAGGAAGUACAGUAUCUGGGGCACUGCCUGACUCCUGAGGGACUAAAGCCCAACCCCGCUACAGUGUCUGCUGUGAAGGAAUUCCCUCAACCAACAAAUUUAAAGGGGGUUCGCCAAUUUCUUGGACUAAGUUCAUUUUAUCGGAGGUUCAUUAGAGGCUUUGCAACAGUAGCUCAGCCCUUGCAUCAAUUAACACGGAAGGGAGUACACUUUAGAUGGGGUUCAGAGUGCCAGCAGGCGUUUGCAAUGUUGAAAGAUCUACUCACAUCUGCUCCAGUGCUGACUUACCCACGAGUGGAGGAUCCAUUCAUUCUUGAAACGGAUGCAAGUAUUCUUGGUCUAGGGGCUAUUCUAUCCCAGUGCCAGGAGGAUGGCCAAACCCACCCUGUAGCGUAUGCCAGUCGCUCACUCAACCAAGCAGAGCGAAAUUAUGGAAUCACGGAACUAGAGACUCUCGCAGUAGUGUGGGCCGCAACCCAUUUUAGAGCUUAUCUUUACCGGAACAAAGUCACGGUAUACACAGACCACUCUGCGGUUAAGGCAGUGUUGAAGGCACCUAAUCCCUCCGGGAAACAUGCCAGGUGGUGGACCCGGGUGUAUGGGUCGGGGAUUGAAGAAGUAGAUAUUGUGUACCGUCCUGGCAAGCAAUGUGCGAACGCUGAUGCAUUAUCUCGAAGUCCCAUCGGGCGCACUGCGGACACAAUCGAGAAUGACCCUGUGGUAACCAAGGUGACUGCUACGGAAUUACAGAAGUCCGGAACGAUCCCAGAGCUUCUGACAGCAGAUCCAGAAUUUUCUGGAGUAACGUCAUCAUUCGGCAGUGAACAACGGAAGGACUCUAACCUCAUUGCCACAUUCAACUUUCUGGAAGAACAAGUGUUACCAGAAGACCCCUCGAAAGCGAGGAAGAUCGCCUUGCAAGCACCGUUGUUUGCCGUCGUUGAGGACGUCCUGUAUCACCUCGACCCCAAACCUUCUUGCCGACGAAGAAUCGUGGUGCCAAAACACAUGACAAGGGUUUGUUGGACAAGACCCAUCGCAGUCUGAUGGGAGGCCACUUCUCGGGUCAAAGAUUGCAUAACACCCUCUCCAAGAAUUGGUGGUGGGAAGGUAUGUACACAGAUGCAAUGAAGUUUGCACAUGGUUGCCCGGAAUGCCUCACAGUGAAGGGAAGUGGAAGACAUCAGCCACCACCCUUACGUCCGAUUCAGGUUUGCAGGCCCUUCCAGAUACUUGGAGUCGACGUCAUGGACCUACCGAAGACAAGUAACGGCAACAAACAUGUAUUGGUAUUCCAGGAUUACUUCACAAAGUGGCCCAUGGUUUAUGCAAUACCAGACCAGAAAGCCCAUCGGAUCGUGGAUAUUUUG
Molecule: messenger RNA, 3323 nt
Organism: Halichondria panicea
Lineage: Eukaryota; Metazoa; Porifera; Demospongiae; Suberitida; Halichondriidae
Exons: 1
Coding region: 1-3000 (999 amino acids)
Biological process (GO): proteolysis
Molecular function (GO): zinc ion binding; aspartic-type endopeptidase activity; nucleic acid binding
Source: RefSeq, a predicted model, not a curated record